AUGCUCCUAGCGAGAUCUCGAUUUUCUUGUCUGGCUGCUAAAUGUAAUCUCAAAAGAUGGCUGGCAUCCUCGACAUCAGGUGGCAGCGGAUCCGGAAAGGGCACACCGCCAUGCGCAAAGAUAGCGAAAUUCGACACCUGCCAACUGGAUCCCUGCAUGAUAGACCCCUGCAACCCGGAGCCAACUGUAGUGAUCAUCGGCGCUGGAAUGGCUGGCCUGUCAGCGGCCAACAGACUCGCCCAGUGCGGCCUUAAGAACUUCAUCGUUCUCGAAGCCACAGAUCGUCCAGGGGGCCGCAUCCACUCGUGCUGGAUGGGCGACAUAGUGGCUGAGAUGGGCGCGACGUGGAUCGAAGGCGGCUGCUCGGCCAACCCGGCUUUCACGCUCGCUGCCCAGGAAGGCCUGUUGAAGCCACCGGUCUUCAGACCUGACCCGAGCAAGGGCCUCUUUCUAACGAGCGACGGCCGGGCUAUCGACCUGCCGGUCAGUAUAACGGCCUAUCACACCUUCAAGCAGAUAGAGCAGCAGGCCGCGGCACUGUUUUCCCUCGGUUGCGGCCGCAAUCACGGGAACCUGCUCAACUUCAUGGGCGUGAGGAUACAGCAGGAGCUGCACAACUUCCCCGAGGAGCAAAGGUACGACGCGGCCCGGGUCAUGUACGGGCUGACGAAUUGCGUGCGCUGCCGGUGUGGCGACGACCUCUCCCUCGUUUCGGCGGACCAGUUUGGGAGCUACAUCGAGGUGCCUGGGGGUAACGUGCGCGUGCCCCUCGGCUACGUGGGUAUCUUGGCUCCGUUGCUGCGUGGCAUAGCGAGCUGCUCGAUCAAGUACUGUAAGCCCGUGAGCUGCGUGCGCUGGGGCGCGGUCAACGAAGCCUGUCCCCGGGCCCUGGUCAAGUGUUGCGACGGCGAUGAGUUCGCGGCUGACUACGUUAUCGUCACGGCCUCGCUGGGCGUCCUCAAGCACCAGCACGACAAAUUAUUCUGCCCGGCCUUGCCGGCUGAUAAGGUCGAGGCUAUCACUAGAUUGGGCUACGGCUGCGUCAACAAGGUCUUCCUCGAGUACGAGAGGCCAUUUUGGGUUUGGCACGAGGGCACUAUUAGGCUCGCAUGGUCGGCCGACGAGCUUGCCGAUCGCUGCGAUUGGCUCAAAGGCAUAUCGAUGAUAGAAGAGCUUCCAGGGUCGCAGCACGUGCUUUGCGCGUGGGUGUGCGGUCGCGAGGCAGCAGAUAUGGAGCUCUGCUCGGACGAGGAGGUUGUUGACUCGAUAACCCGACUCCUGCGUAAAUUCACGGGUGAUCCUACCCUGCCCUAUCCGUCGAAUCUGCUGCGCAGCAAGUGGUGCACGGACCAGUACUUUUCCGGCUCGUACAGCUACCUUGCCAUGGAUAGCACGGUCGGGCAUCAGUGCGACUUAGCGAGCCCGUUGCCAGGUUCGUGCGAGCCGAUAGCGCCGAUUCUGCUGUUUGCCGGCGAGGCCACGAUUCCCGGGCACUACAGUACCGUUCACGGGGCGAGAUUGAGCGGGAUCCGCGAGGCAGAUCGUAUUGUGCAACUGACCAAGCGUUUCGGUGGUCCACCGAAAAAACUCCCAGGCCCCAAUCCAGCUUGUCCGUGAAUGAUUUGCGUUCAAGAAUCGGUGAUUGUCCUUAUAGAGAAAUUGUUUUUUGUCUUUUCAAUAAAAAAAAGUGUAUUUUUGA
Molecule: messenger RNA, 1699 nt
Organism: Copidosoma floridanum
Lineage: Eukaryota; Metazoa; Arthropoda; Insecta; Hymenoptera; Encyrtidae
Product: peroxisomal N(1)-acetyl-spermine/spermidine oxidase
Molecular function (GO): polyamine oxidase activity
Source: RefSeq, a predicted model, not a curated record